GGUUUCCUCCAUGGAGAAGCACAACAACUGUACGGGUCGAUUGGGAAUUAGGAGCUGCCCAUGGUUGCUCCAAUAGCAUGGGAAUCAAUGCAAGAUGCUGGUUUGCUACGCAGGCCUCGCUUUACACCGCUCCUUGGCCGGUGGAUGGGCAGGCCGUCUUGGAGGCGUGACGAAGCGACAUGUCAGAGGCAAUCUUUGUGGACGCGUGGUUUCCUUACAGCAAUGUCGUGCAGGGCCGGCCACAAAGCGACUGGCAUCCAUCGUUGCCGGGUAUGUGAGGAGUCGUUCCCAUUUCGGAACAGUUUGUUCCGGCACUUGAGGGUUCAACACCCCACUCUUCACUUGAAUCAUGUCUGCAGCCAAUGCAAGAUAUCACCCAUCCCGGGCACAUGCUUCCUUGGCACGAAAGCUUCGGUGCUAUGCAGCCGAUGCUAUAUGCAUUUGGGAAGAAACAAGCAGGAUGAUUUUGAACCGUGUGAUGUCCCCAAGCAUAUGUGUCGAGACAUCAAGCCGACGGAACUGGACAGGCCGCCGUUGAACCCGCCAUUUUCAGGAUGUCCAUUGCAGAUGCCAAAGACUUUGGCGUUUCCAAGUGCUUUACUUGAUGCUUUCAACCAGUAUGCCUCCAUGGAGAGGCCAGUGCUCCGAGUGCCCAGCAAGACACUCUUGAGGGAUGUUCCGCUCCAUGACUUGGAGUCUGCUUUUGCUUCUGGGAUGCUUUGUGCCACACCCAUUGGCUGCAAAUCAACCUUCACUCACGCAGAACAUGAGCAAUGGUUGGAGCUUGCGAAGGAAGAUCCAGAUCGCGAUGUUGCGUUGGCCCCGCGCCAUCCCAUUCUUACUUCAGAUCUCUUGCAGACGGUGUUGCGCUACAACACGUUGCGCCCAAGUUUGUCGUUGAAAGACAUCCGACGUGUGGCAAAAUCGGUUUGGGGCCAUGAAAGCAGUGUUUCAGAGUGGCAGGCUUGUGCCGAGAAGACACGGGGACUCCGGAUCAAGAGGUGUAGGGGAUCGGAUGGACAUCACAGUCCAACAAUCGAAACCCCUCAGGAAGAAGGUGUGGCAAAACCUUUUGAUCAUGAGUGCUUUGCUUUCAGAUUCUUGGCGAAGGUGAACAAUCAAGAAUUCUAUUCAACGAAUAGCCUGGCCGAGUCCAUUUUUCACUAUGCUUUGCACCCUGACGAUGGCCAAGUUCCAGUGGACAUGUGCUAUGAACUGGUGCGGCUCGCACGCCAAAGCGGCAAUGUUGUUGGAGGCCAUCCACCUGCAUCCAGCAGUGAUGGGGCUAUGAGAGUGCAGUUAUGGAAGGAUUCUUUUGAUGGCAACUCACCAGGGGACACACCAGUGGCCAUUUUUGACCGUAAGACCAAAGGCUUUUGGAGCAGAAAUGAGGUCAAGAAUGAGAUUCUCAGAGAGAAGCUGCAUGGGCCAUUCCGGAUGCAAGUGGUGUGGAAUGGUGAUGUGCUCCCUACUCGUGGCGUGAGGAACGCAGCAGCUUGCUGUGAGGAAUAUGGUGGAUGCUUUGCCAGAAAGCUGUGCGAACAGCAUGAGAGGAGCAGCUGCAACCAACGAGAUGACUGUGAGUAUGUUCAUCGGAAGCUCGUUCGCCGAGGAGGAACUUCCACUUUGUCCAAUGGCCUCAAUCGUCAAAACUGCAAAGUCACCGAGGAGCAGCUUUGCGAUCUAUUUUGGAUGUCCAUGUUGGAAGGUGAGCCGCGAAUUCCUUUGGAUGAAGUGCUUCGGAGGUGGUCGGAGCGUUGCUCGAAGAGCAAGACAGAGCUCGUGCAGCAACUCCAAGAAGAGAUUCAACUUGGAAGCGUGAAUGUUCUGGUGCUGGCAUAUCGCAGCUGCUUGGCAAGUCACUGGAAGCAAAAGGCGAUGGCUGACUUGGAAGGUGCAAUGCAUGUGCCGGGUGUUAGCAUCUGGCUUUCUGCUGCUCUGGUGGAGCCGCCCCUGCAGUUGCUGGAUUGCCUGGACCAGUUCUUUCGGCGGGAGCAGUUGAGUAUGAGACUGUCUCGCCUCAGCGCGGCUUGCAGAUCAUGCUUUGGAUUGGACAUCUCCAGCCAUGGGUGGUUGCGAUUAGCAAAGGCUGCAGGAUACCGGACUUUUCGACCGCCGAGUCGCGGCAGGAGGGACUGGCUUUUGAGACAGCAAGGUGAGAGCCGGAAAACUCGCUGGACACCCCAUGGAGAUUGCACUAGACGAAAAGAGGAUUUGGCAGAAUUUGUGGGAGAUUCUGUGGAACAAUGGCCAUCUCUGGGGGUCCUUCUUGAGUCCGCUCGGACGUUUGGACCUGCAUCCUUGCAGCCUGGACUGAACGAAAGAUCUCGCCUGGCGGCUUUGUACUCAAUCUUGCGGGAGGUCGCAGAUCUGUCCGAUUUGGGGAAAGACGAUGAGAUCAGCGAAUCCCAGGAUGAAACGAGUGCCUGCGAGGAAGAGUCGGAGGUUGAGCUUGCAGACCUUGAAUUGAAACAGAAUGGAGAUGAUUCCGGAUGCAGCUCAGAGGAGUUCGAAGGGGAGAGAUGUCAGAUUUUUCCACCCCCAAGUCACGCUGUCCAGAUGUCCAAGUGGCCAUUGCCCAGUACGCCCUUGCAAGUGCUAAAGAGCACCUUUGCUCAACUCGAUCACACCACCUUAAGAGGAGUUCCCGUGGUCAAAGGCAAACGUGUCCUCAAGCUCACAAAGCCGUAUGCAGACUUGCGCAAAACCCUGUUGAAAUUGAAGAAUAUGGAUGAUGAAGGUGCUGUGGAGCCUGAUGUGGCUCGUCAAUUCUUGCAAGCUGCUGGGUAUGAGAAGAGUCUAAUAAGAGAUUGGCUAGGACACGACGGGCGUCCUGUGAAUUUUGACUUGUUGGCAGCAAUGCUGGCCGCAGCAUGGAGACGGGCAACAAGGCCUCAUGCGGCGUGCGGAACGUGCGGUGAGCAGAGUCUGGGCGUGCAGGAGAUUCUCGCUGGUCUGCUGCUGGCGAAGGCAUUCAGCUCCGAUGGGCAAGGUCGCUCUCACAAACUGCGCAGGCGCAUUGCGGGACUGCUCUGGCGACACCCACCUUUGCGGGGCAGGCUCCUAUUGACCUCUCGUGGAGGAAGCAUUGGCAUGGGAUUGGACACUACGAAAUCAGACCAUGACCUUUUCCUUUUCAUCCAAGAUGGGGACCCAAGCAUGGUCCAAGAGCUCUACGAGGUGCUACUGGAUUUGCAGCAAGACGAGAAGACGCAUCUUCGGUUGAAGCGUGCGAAGAUCCUGUGCAAAGAUUUUGCGGUGGAGAUCCAGGGCUAUUAUCGCUCGAAAGAUUUUGACUUGGUGCCCUUCACAGACAUCCAAUCGAGUGACACAAGUGGUGAAUGCCAAUGGGACCCUGUACGGGAGGUCUGGCAGCGCAUCUUGCACAAAGACCUUGCGCCGAAACUCCAAGACUUGUCGUUGCAGCAUCCGGAUGGCUACCUUAUGACACGUGUCAUGAAGAGCUGGAAUGAAUCUUUGCCAAAGAUUCGUCGCAGGAAGCACCCCUUCAUUUCGGUCCACUUACCAUUGAUGGUUCUGGGGGCUGGUGACCAUGGCUGCUUUGAAGAGUGUAACAGCCCACAGACCUAUGUUUUGGCCUCAUUGAAGUUUAUUGGGGAGAACUGGUUGCGCUCGGAGCUCGACCCCGAUGACGUGACCUGGCAAGAUGUGAAUGCUAAACCUCAUUUGCAGCGGAUGACACAAAAAUAUCUUGAAAGUGUCACGCAGAAGGAACUCGAAAGGCUCUUGCAGACGAAAACGAGACUGUUUGAAGAAGCUUGCAGUCUUCGUGGUGAUGACAGAAUGUCCGCUGAUGGAGUGAUGUCUUUGAUGCGGGAGUUCUUCGGCUGUGACUUGUGCCUUCUGAGACCAGACCGAAAGGCAGCGCUUGCAAAGCGCUUGUAGAGAUUGCAGGUGGUCGAAGAUGUGCCGUUCCAGCUUGCAAGAUGCUUGCUGGCUCGGACUUCUUCCUUCAAGCUGACAAAAAGGGUAGUGCACAGUAGUGAUGAUAGUAGUCUUAGUAGUCUGAGUCAUUCAUGAUUCCGGACUUUUCAGCCAGGGCUCGCAGAAUGGAACACGCAAGGCGGGACAUGUCAAGGCCAUGGUUUGCAAAGAUGAGCAGUUGGCUCAUGCCCACUUGUUUCUGUCAAAGGACCUUUCACCUCAAAGAUAAAGUUUCUC
Molecule: messenger RNA, 4182 nt
Organism: Durusdinium trenchii
Lineage: Eukaryota; Dinophyceae; Suessiales; Symbiodiniaceae
Source: the annotation of a GenBank genome assembly